Molecule: messenger RNA, 3088 nt
Organism: Mangifera indica (mango)
Lineage: Eukaryota; Viridiplantae; Streptophyta; Magnoliopsida; Sapindales; Anacardiaceae
Product: pentatricopeptide repeat-containing protein At2g35030, mitochondrial
Exons: 1
Coding region: 313-2229 (638 amino acids)
Biological process (GO): RNA modification
Molecular function (GO): protein binding; RNA binding
Source: RefSeq, a predicted model, not a curated record
GUUUCUCAUUUUGCCCAGAAGAAGUACUAUUUGGAAUCUUCUGUUUUUCAUGUUUCUCUUUAGAUAGGUAUAUAACAUUUGAAUCAACAGACAACCUUUACUUCGCUUAGUAUAUGAAUUGUAUUAUUCUAUUCGAAUUCCUCCUUUUAAGGAAACAUACCGAAUUGGUUUUAUUAGUGUGAGCAGUUAAAUGCACUCCUCUAAUGGCUACGGUAAACCAUUUUGCUGAGGCGACGUCUUAAAAUAUACAGUGUUAUUUGGACUUGCAAAACUCUCCAUUAAAUUCAAUUAGACUUUUUGUUUCAGCUUGAAAUGUUAUCGUUUUCUCUAGUGCCAAUCAAAAUAUUAAAUCGUAGUAAAUGUAUCUCAUUACCCAGCUUGACUACGUCCAAUUUGAAGUUGUUUUACCUUUCAAUAAGCAGUUCAGUGAUCAGCAAUACUGCCAUGACACUAGAAAAAGAUUAUAGCCCGAGUCCAUAUAUUGCAAGAUCCAACUGGCUUAUUACUGAGUUAAGCAGAAAAGGCAGUAUCCAUGAAGCACGAAAAGUGUUCGAUGGAAUGGCUGAGAAAGAUGUGGUUACCUGGACUACAGUAAUUACCGGGUACAUUAAAUGUGGGUUGAUUGAAGAAGCAAGAAAGUUGUUUGAUUCGGUUGAUGCCCAGAAGAAUGUGGUUACGUGGACUGCAAUGAUGAGUGGAUAUGUAAGGCAAAAUCGAAUUUUUGAAGCAGAACAGUUAUUCAAGGAAAUGCCCAUAAAAAACGUGGUUUCUUGGAAUACCAUGAUUGAAGCGUACACGAAAAAGGGGAUGAUCGACAAGGCUUUGAAGGUGUUUGAUCAAAUGUCUGAAAGAAAUACAGUUUCCUGGAAUACUAUGAUAACGGCGCUGGCGAAUUGUGGGAGGAUAGAAAAAGCAAAAGGGUUGUUUGAUGUGAUGCCUAAAAGAGAUGUGAUUUCGUGGACAACAAUGGUUACUGGGUUGGCAAGGAAUGGCAUGAUUGAUGAAGCUAGAUUGGUCUUUGAUAGGAUGCCAGAGAGGAAUGUGGUUUCCUGGAAUGCAUUGAUUACUGGUUAUGCACAGAACCUGAGAUUAGUUGAGGCUUUUGAGCUAUUUGAGAUGAUGCCGUCUAGGGAUUUACCCUCAUGGAAUACUAUGAUCACUGGGUUUAUUCAGAAUGGCGAGUUGGGAAGGGCAAGAGAUUUGUUUGAUACCAUGCCUCAAAAGAAUGUUGUUUCUUGGACUGCAAUGAUCACAGGAUAUGUAAAAGAUGGACAAGGUGAAGAAGCAUUGAAAUUUUUUUUAAAAAUGUUAGAAGAUGAAGGGAUAAGACCCAAUGAAGGAACUUUUGUUAGUGUUUUGAGUGCUUGUAGUGAGUUAGCUGGUCUUGGUGAGGGGCGGCAAAUUCAUCAGAUGAUAAGUAAGACAGUUUAUCAAGGUAGCACAUUGGCUGUAUCUGCGCUCAUAAACAUGUAUUCUAAAUGUGGGGAGUUACAUACAGCGAGGAAAAUGUUUGAUGAUGGGUUGAUGAGUUGCAGGGAUUUAGUAUCUUGGAAUGGUAUGAUUGCAGCCUAUGGACACCAUGGAUGUGCUAGGGAGGCAAUCAACUUAUUUAAUCAAAUGAAGUAUCUCGGCUUUAAACCUGAUGACGUAACUUAUGUGGGGUUACUCUCGGCAUGCAGCCAUGCUGGGUUGGUGGAAGAAGGCCUAAAAUUCUUUGAGGAACUAACGAGGGAUAAAACCAUACGAGUGCGAGAAGAACAUUAUACAUGUUUGGUUGAUCUAUGUGGUCGAGCAGGCAGAGUAAAGGAGGCUUUUGAUUUGAUCAAGUGUCUUGGAAUCAAGCCAUCAUCAUCAGUUUGGGGAGCUCUUCUUUCCGGAUGCAAUGCACAAGUGGAUUUGAAUAUAGGGAUGCAUGCUGAAAAGAAGCUGCUAGAGAUGGAGCCAAAUAAUGCUGGCAGCUACUCGUUGUUGUCUAAUAUAUAUGCUUCAAGUGGGAAAUGGAGAGAUGCUGCCAGAGUGAGGCUGAAAAUGAAAGAAAUGGGACUAAAGAAGCAGCCUGGCUGUAGCUGGAUAGAAGUUGAGAACAGAGUUCAUGUGUUUGUUGUUGGUGAUAAAUCUCAUAGUCAGUCUAAGUUAAUUUAUUCUUCACUGGCCAAUCUUCAUACUACACUGAAGAAGGUUGGGCAUAUAACAAGUGAUGAACUUUUGGUGGACGAUCAAUUCUGUUGACUUUUGGUGGACGAGCAAUUCUCAUAGUCACUCCUUGUUACAGCUGACUUUGUUUUGUCCGGACAAUAGAAUUUUGCUGGCUUGGGUUAAUCAAAUCCAGCGCUUUUUUUUUAUUAUUAAGAAAGUAAUAUGAAAAAGCAUUCUUUCAGCAAAUGAAAUAUCAAUCAGUCAAAUCUGCAUUCUACUUAUAUUCAUGAACAUGUUGCUCACUCAGUCGGGAAAGUCUUCUCUCUUCCUUUCUUUUGCUAUUGCUCCGUCACUUGACAAGUCUUCUCUCUUCCAUUCUCGUACUGUUGGACUGUGUUCUAAAACUCACUGUCAAUAAGUCAGUGUGCUUCGAGUCAAAGCUCUACUGCAGUUAUUCUAAGCUUAGUGUUCUAUGAUCUACACCCAACGGUUCACUGUCUUCCUUGAUGGGUGGACUGGAGGUGGUGUCUUUGCCUUCCUCGUGUCAUUUGCAACUGCAGAAAAAAAGAAAUUCAAAUUUUGGACUUUAUAGAUGCAAUGCAUAAAAAUUUGACGUUCUUCAGUGCUGUACUUACCAGAAUGUUCAAUUGGUUUCCCUCCCAGAGAAGAUCUCCGGGAUCCAGGUGUUUGAAUGCCAGUAAGUGAUUGCCUCUUGUUUGACCUUGAAUUUGCUGUCAGUGGUGACUUGCCAUCGCCGGUUUGGCUAUCAAUCAAGUUGCCAAGUGAUUUUGCUUCUGUCAAGUUCUGCUGGUUCCUGAAAGUGAGAUAGCCAAGCAAUAAUGCCAAAAUUUUAUAAACUGUUAGAAGCUGGCUACUAAAAUUUUAUAAUAUGAAUUCCAAUAUAAACUUGGAACAGAAUAACUGAGUUAGUAUGACUCGUGUGUUUCACCUA